Molecule: messenger RNA, 4268 nt
Organism: Labrus mixtus (cuckoo wrasse)
Lineage: Eukaryota; Metazoa; Chordata; Actinopteri; Labriformes; Labridae
Gene: kif4
Product: kinesin family member 4
Exons: 30
Coding region: 19-3768 (1249 amino acids)
Biological process (GO): microtubule-based movement; mitotic spindle organization
Molecular function (GO): microtubule binding; microtubule motor activity; ATP binding
Source: RefSeq, a predicted model, not a curated record
UUAUUGGAUUCUUGCAUCAUGUCAAAUGUGGAUGAUAAGGUGAUCCCUGUGCGGGUCGCCUUGCGUUGUCGCCCCUUGGUACCCAAAGAAAUCAACGAAGGAUGUCAGGGCUGUCUCACGUUUGUGCCUGGGGAGCAACAGGUGAUCGUUGGCACAGAAAAAGCUUUCACCUAUGAUUAUGUGUUUGAUCCUACUGUGGAACAAGAGGAAGUCUUCACUGCAGCUGUGGCCUCCUUAUUAAAUGGUCUUUUCAAAGGCUAUCAUGCCACAGUUUUUGCAUACGGACAGACGGGUUCAGGGAAGACCUUCUCCAUGGGAGGAACGUACACAUCAGCUCAAGAAAAUGAUCCUUCAGUGGGAGUAAUUCCAAGAGUCAUCCAAAGGAUCUUUGAGGAGAAGGAGAAGAGGUCUAACUGUGAAUUCCACCUGGCAGUGUCUUACCUGGAGAUCUAUAAUGAAGAUAUAUUGGACCUGCUGUGUGUAUCUAAAGACAAACCCUCCAUCAGCAUUAGAGAGGACCCUAAAGAAGGCAUCAAGAUUGUGGGUUUAACAGAGCGGCAGGUUUUCUCCGCCGAAGAGAUGGUCCGGUGUCUGGAGCUCGGAAACUCCGCUCGCACUGUUGGAUCUACGGCGAUGAACGCCGCUUCCUCUCGCUCACAUGCCAUCUUCACCAUCACGCUGGAGCAGCGCAGAGGGACAGACAAAGCUGACUCAAUUGUUUCAAAAUUGCACCUUGUGGAUCUGGCUGGUUCAGAAAGGCAGAAGAAAACCAAAGCAGAGGGAGAUCGUCUCAAAGAAGGCAUCAGCAUCAAUCGCGGCCUUUUAUGUCUGGGUAAUGUGAUCAGCGCCUUGGGGGAUGAAAGCAAGAAAAACACCUUUGUUCCCUACAGAGACUCCAAGCUCACCCGCCUGCUACAAGAUUCUUUGGGAGGAAACAGCCACACUCUGAUGAUUGCCUGCGUCAGUCCUGCAGACUCAAACAUGGAGGAGACCAUCAACACGCUGCGAUACGCCGACAGAGCUCGCAAGAUUAAAAACAAACCAAUAGUCAAUGUUGACCCCAGAGCAGCAGAGAUGAACCGACUGAAACAACAGGUUCAGGAGCUGCAGGUGAUGCUGCUUCAUGCUCGUGGAGGAGUCGCUCCGGUGCUCUCUGGGCCAGAGUCAACGGAGAAAGUGACUAAGCUGUUGGAAAGGAACCGCGCUCUGCAGGACGAGAACAAUAAGCUGAGCCGAGAGCUGAGCGAAGCGGCGGGACAGACGGCCUUCAUGUUUGAGAGGAUCAUUAUGACGGAACAAGCAAAUGAGAAACUACAGAGCAAAAUGGAACAACUGCGGCACCACGCGGCCUGUACAGUGGAUCUGGAGAAAGUGCUGGAGACAUUGGAAGACCAGGAGUUAAAGGAGAAUGUUGAGGUGAUGAGGAGCCUGCAGGAUGUCAUCCUGGAGCUCAAGAAUGAGAGCGCAGGAAUCGCUGCUUCCAUUGAUGCUAUGGCUGCGGGCGAGGAUGCACCUGAUGUGUCUGGGAAUGGCAGUAAAAAUUCAGAAGAUGGGUCCCCAUCGGAUGUCACAGCCAUGGGUGAUAAGGACUCCCCAGAAGCCUUCACGACCCAUCAUGCACUGCGGCAGGCCCAGCUCUCCAAGGAGCUGAUUGAGCUGAACAAAGUGCUGAGCCUGAAGGAAGCUUUUGUUAGGAAAAUGUGUGAGAAUGACACCCAGCUGGAGCCCAUGCAGUCAGAGCACCAGAAAAAUGUGAACAGUCUCCAGUCUGCAGUGGAUUCGCUGCAGAAGGAGAAAGAAGAUCUUGUUUUUGCACUUCAGUCAGCAAAAAAAGACACCAACCAUGCAAAGCUCAGUGAGCAGCGCAGGAAGAGGCUGCAGGAGCUGGAGGGUCAGCUUGGAGACAUGAAGAAGAAACUUCUUGAGCAGUCCAAACUGCUGAAACUCAAAGAGUCCUCCGUCCAGAAAGUUAGCAAGCUGGUGCAUGAAAUCCAGGCGAUGAAGACACAGCGCACACAGCUGAUGAGGCAGAUGAGGGAUGACUCUGAGAAGUUCAGAAACUGGAAGAGCAAGAAGGACCGGGAGGUGCUGCAGCUGAAGGAGAAGGAUCGUAAACGCCAGUAUGAGCUGCUUAAACUAGAGAGGGAUUUCCAGAAACAGGCCAACGUUCUGCGUCGUAAAACUGAGGAGGCUGCAGCUGCAAACAAGCGACUGAAAGAUGCCCUACAGAAGAGAAGCGAGGUAGCAGAUAAACGCAAAGAUGUCCACAGUAGAGGAAUGGAGGGAGCUGCUGCAAGAGUUAAGACGUGGCUUCUCAAUGAAGUGGAGGUGUUGGUCAGCACAGAGGAGGCCAGGCGUCACCUUAAUGAUCUGCUGGACGACAGAAAGGUUUUAGCUCAGGAGAUCAACCACCUCAAACAGCAGAUGGAGGCAGGAGAGCGACCUGCUGCCAAAAUCAGGCGCCGGACACUGAUCAUCUCUGAGCUGGAGAGCCAGGGGGCGCUAGAGACACCUCUGACCAAACAGGUGGAGAACCUGGAGACAGAGAUGAGCCUCAGGAAUGCCCAGAUAGCCGACCUGCAGCAGAAGGUUCUUGUCGCAGAGGGCGAGGGCCGUUUGAAGCAGCGUAUAGACGCCAUCACAAGCAUAGUGGAUGCAAAGUGUGCCUUAAGGCUCCUCAUGUCUGAGCAUGUGUCUGCCAAAACAGCCAACUCAAAGCUGGAGAGCGAGUUGACACAGGAGAAAGGGAACUUACAAGAUUUAAGAAAGAUGCUGGCUGAUGAGAGAACUGUGAUGUCCACCAUGGACAUGGAGCAUCAGCAGCAGCUGGUGGAGCUGGAGCAGAGGCAUCAAGAGAAGGUCCUUUACCUGCUCAACCAGCUACAGAGCAAACCCAUCUGUGAAGAGUCGCACGAGUCAAAGAAAGAAGAGGAGAGUUCUAAAGAGAAGGAGCUGCUGCAGCGCCUCAAACUUCAGGAAGAGGAGCUUGAAAAGCUGCGGGAAUUAAGUGAGCAGAAUCAGAAACUGCUGGAGCAGAAUGAGCAGUACAGACAGAAACUCUCAUUGCUCCAGCUGGCCAGUGGACAAAAAAUAAUUUUGCCUCCCGUCAAUGAAAAUAACCAAGAUGACUCUUUUGAUUAUGUUCCUCCAAAGCCUAAAGUGAAGCGAGUCACCACAGCUAAAGCCCCUCUGAAUAAGGCCAUCAACGUUGAGGAGCUGAUGUCUCACAGUGAGGAUGAGAAUGACGACGAAGCUGAUGUGUGGCGUCCUGAGAAACCCGAGAAAGGACGCAGAGUUACAAGGAAACCAAAAGCGACAGGGUGUGCAUGUAAAGGACGCUGCAGCAACAGGCAGUGCAGAUGUCGCAAAGGAAAGAUGACGUGUGGAGAGAACUGCCAGUGUGAUCAUGACAAAUGUCGAAACAUGGAUAACUCGGGGCCUGCUGAGGACGCAAGUCAGGCAGAGAGUGUUUCCAGAGAGUCUGUGUCUCUUCAGGACACUACAACCAUGAGCCCUGAAAACGCCACCUUCUUCAAGCCACCAUCUUGUACACCCACCAAAAAGGUGCUGAAAGAAAUUGGAGACAUGGGACAUGGCUCUGCAGACCUGAAGUUGGCCAGGAAGCCCGAUUUCACAGAGGAAGAGGAGGAGGAGGAAUACGAUGAGGACAGGACGACAGUCAGCUUCCUCAAGAAGAAGAAGAGAAUCCUGACUAGUUUUCAGAACAGUUUUUUCUCCGGGUGCACUCCGAUCAGAGAGGAGUCUUAGUCAGGACUGAGAGUAGACUUGAAUGUUUUGUCCAUGUCUCUUUUAUACGUGAUCAAACGUUUGUGCACUGUAACUUGAAAGUAACUGUUGAUUCUAAUGUGCUUUGUUUUCAGGGGAGGGGUAAGAUAGGGACUGUGAAUAGUAUUACAUUUUUUACUGGAAGUCACAAUGAGAUGAUCAGGAAGCAUGUACAUAGUGUUUUAGUUUAAUGUAGCUUGUGAUUUUUCCCCCAUAAAGUAAGACUCAAUUUACUUUGAUUCUGUUAAAUCCUUUUCUCAUCUGCAGCCAGAAAUUAAACAUCACCAUUUUUAAACCCACCAUUGUAACCUGGGGAUUAACCUUUUGGUAUUUCAAUGUGUUUUUAAUGUCAGAGUUGAAUAAAGUCUUACAGUCAAAUCUGGUUUUUAAAGCACAAACAAAAAAUCCCAGUGUGGUUACUUGAUCAAAAAUAAUUUAUUUGAUUCAUUAGUUUAAUGGCUCAUGUUUUAAUCUGACUCACU